CCAAGUAGACGCGCAUUAUAAUUUGAAGCUCGCCCGGAACCGCAGAUGUCGUGACCUGACCACCAGUAAUACUCUCGCUCUCUACUACCAUGAUUCGACAUUAUUCUUCUCUCAAAUUCAAAGGGAAUUUGGCGUAUCCUUGGCUUAUUUAUGGAGCGUGUUUUCAAUGCGUGUUUUGCUCUUGUAAUCCCAGAUUAACUCUGAAACAAGAUAAUGCUCCAUUGAAUUACAACACCAACUACAGUCAUACAGUUUUGUUCCAUGAAGAAGGAUCGAAAAGUUUAUUUGUGGGAGGAUCAAACAUUGUUCUGCACUUUGAUGUAGACAGUUACGAGAUUUUGGAGAAUUUUACUCUAAAUGCAAACUUGCCAAGAUGUGGUGAGAGCUCUUGUGAAAAUGUAGUCACAGUAAUUGAGACUUUUCAAAACUGCAAAUUUGUAUGUGGGACAAAUGGAGAAGAGCCACAGUGCUGGGAACUGUAUCCAAGAGAAAGCAAUCAUUCUGUUGUUAAGUCUGUAGAAGGCACAGGGAUCUCGCCACAUUCUAGUGAACAAAACUCCUUGUCUCUUGUAGCAGAUGGAGAUCUAUAUGCAGCAGCUCCUCUAUACAGUGAUGGAACACUUCUGCAGUUCCGUAGAAAAGCUGGAAAGCGAAUCAACGUAUGGAUGCAUGAUCAGUGGGUCUCAGAACCUACUUUUAUCUCCAGUUUCCUGGCCAAGCGCAAAAAUGACUCCUUGAAUGAGAAGAUAUAUGUCCUAUUCCGAGAAAAAAACUCAGACACUAGUCCAGAGGCGGAUCCUUGGAUAUCUAGAGUUGCCAGAGUGUGUAAGAUUGAUGAGGGCGGUUCCAAACAGUUCCUCCAAAACAUAUGGACCUCUUUCCUGAAGGCACGACUUGUUUGUGGGAUACCAAAGGAGUCACUGUAUUUUAACCGCCUGCAAGAUGUUUUUGUCCAGCAUGCUGAGGACUGGAGGGAUUCACUAGUUUAUGCACUCUUCUCCAGUAGCUGGAACUCUACCGCUGUCUGCAUUUACUCUUUAGCAGAUCUUGAUGACAUAUUUGAGAAAUCAAACUAUAAAGGUUUUUCUGAGGCCAUUCCCAACCCAAGACCAGGAAAAUGUGUGGAAAACAGCAAUUCCCUUCCAAUUCCUACUCUCAAAAUUAUUAAAGACUAUCCAGAGAUGAAGGACUGGAUACAUCCCAUUCAAAAAGACACACCUUUCUUCACAAGUAGCAAGAAUUUUACCAAGAUAGUUGUUGAUCAAAUUCGAGCUUUGGAUGAAAAUGUAUACAAUGUGCUGCUGCUUGCGACAGACGAUGGGAUGAUCUUCAAAAUCCUACAGCAUGGCUCUAAACCUUUCAUCAUUUCUGAAACGCAUUUGUGCAAUGGCUGUGCACCCAUUCAAUCAAUGAAACUUGACUCUAAAAAGCGGAAGCUCUUUGUUGGAUAUCCUGGUCAAAUGUCGGUGUUAGAACUACAGAGAUGCCAAGACUAUGGUGCUUCUUGUGAAGAAUGCGUUCUUUCUCGUGAUCCAUACUGCGCAUGGUCUGAAAAAGGCUGCACGUCACAAACUAGAGGAGGAAUACAAAACAUUUCUGAUGGCAAUGUCACUAAAGUAUGUGACCACAAAUCAGUGGGAAGAGUUAGACGAGACGCUCAACAGUCAUCUACUGCUCCCUCAAGGAUUCAACACACUGUGGCCACUGAUGUCCCCUUCUACUUAUCUUGUCCGGUCGAUUCACAUCAUGCCAGUUAUAGAUGGGAACACGGGGGCAAAAGCAACCCAUGUCAACAGACCCAAUCGGAAUACCUCCUCCUAAUCCCAGCUAUGACGGCUGAGAAUUAUGGCAAUUACAGUUGUGUUUCCCAGGAACGUGAUUACAUCAAAGUUGUGAGAGAAUAUGAACUCCUUGCUAAGUCUGUUUUUAAUGAUGCUUUCAAGCUGAAAAUACAAGACCGGCAGCUAAUGGUAGCAUUUGUCACGAGUGCCUUCUAUCUGUGCUCACUUUAAGGUCAAGCUUGUUAUGUAAGUGCUUCUGUCUUUAGGCAUUUCUGACGACAUUUAAGCUGAUUAAAACAUCAGUCACGUUGUCAAGAGGCUAGUGGUUCGUGGGCAAAGAUAAUUGUCUUACAAAGUCAGCACUGAAGUGCACAUCCUAGAAGAUAACUUCCCAUUAUAUGUUAACCAUCUAUUUAGUAUGUGCUGAAUUGGUACAGUGGAGUACCAAAGUCUAAAACUCUUUGGAAUCUGAAAAUACAGUAUUUAGCAUUGACAGCGUUUUUUACAUGCUGCACAGAUAUUAUGUUUGGAGAUUCCCUGUAAAUAUUACUAACAAUUAGAAUAGUAAUACAUUUAAUUGGUAAUGUGUUUUUUUUAUAACAGCAAAAAAAAAAAAAAAUAAUAAUAAUAAUAAUUUUUAAAAAAUCAAGUAAAAACAACCCUGAAAUAAAAUGCUUUGUGACAAGAUGUAAAAAAUUGCAGGGAGAGAAUUACACUGUUUUACAAAGAAAAUUUCAUAUAUAAACAUCAAAAAGCACUUUAAGACUGACCCUCAACAUUGAUCUUUACCAAUACAAAAAAAAAAAAAAAAAA
Molecule: messenger RNA, 2594 nt
Organism: Danio rerio (zebrafish)
Lineage: Eukaryota; Metazoa; Chordata; Actinopteri; Cypriniformes; Danionidae
Gene: sema7a
Product: semaphorin 7A (JohnMiltonHagen blood group)
Biological process (GO): axon guidance; system development
Cellular component (GO): membrane
Molecular function (GO): semaphorin receptor binding
Source: RefSeq, marked validated